Molecule: messenger RNA, 1389 nt
Organism: Mesorhabditis belari
Lineage: Eukaryota; Metazoa; Nematoda; Chromadorea; Rhabditida; Rhabditidae
Source: the annotation of a GenBank genome assembly
AUGCUCAUCAUCUGUGCUGUGAUCGGGCUAUAUGCAAGCACCACGCUAGCCUCUCUCCCCAUUUGUUCAAAGUGUCCAGCAGCUGGCCACUGGUCAAGGUGGGAAGACUAUACAAGCUGUACAGGCACGUGUGGUUUAUUCGGAAGAAAAGUUCAAAAGAGGACGUGUCUCACAUGGAAAUGGGGAUGUCCAUGCCAGGGACCAUAUUCUCGAACAAGACCAUGUGCUCCGAAGCCAUGUCCUGAUGACUCGAAUGCCUGUGCUGAGGGAUAUUCACUCUACCACAACUCCAAACUCGAGGAAGUUCUCUGUGGAAACGUGACUCUGCCGAGUGACUAUGUGAUGCCAAAGUGUCGAAUCACAAAAGUCCUCGCACACUGUGCUUUCCCAAAUCUUGGCAUUUGGAGUGGCUGGAAAUCGACGGCACCAUGCACGGCAACCUGUGGACUCAACGGAAUGGUCACUCAGAAUAGAACUUGCUUGUCGGAAAGCAAAGGCCACAAAUGCACCGGCUCCUCAACAAGAACGAUUCAUUGUCCCAAACUCGCCUGUCCAGGAGAUGUGUGUGCAUUGAACACAAAAGCGGUGACGAAUCUUGUGACUGGCAAAAGGGUUUGCGGUGUCGGCCUGCCACAGGAUCCCGUUUUGCAAAUGCCCUUAUGCACGACAACAACCAAAAAGGCUACCACAAAGCCCACAACGAAGACAACGAAGAAGCCGACCACAACGACAACGACAAAGAAAACGACAACGACAAAGAAAACGACGACAUCGACGACAUCGACAACAACCACAACUACGACCACAACGACACCAGCGCUACCAUGUGUCACAACUUCGGUACCCACCACAACCUAUGCCGAUUGUGCAGCUGUUGGUGGUGGCUUCAUUGAUGUCGGUGGAUCGUGUUAUCAAGCAAUCUUCAUCAAUGACUCUUACAUUGGUGGAGCUAGAGCCAAAUGUCAGGCAUUGAAUCCCAAUGCUGACUUGGGCACGAUUCGAUGUGAUUCGGAGAAUACAGGAGUUGCCAAUCUUGUACCAGCUGAUUUGAAGACUCAAUGUUCAACGUUUGGAAAUUUCUUCUAUAGUCAAAUGUUAUUGGGGAUUAACAAUGUGACAACGACGAGUGGGAUUGCCUGGUCAAAUGGUGCCAACUCGACUUAUCGAAACUGGGCGCCAGGAGAGCCAAACGGAAACAGUCCAGCAGAAACAGAUGCAGCCAGCAGUGCAACGUUCUACAUUGCGUCCACAGAUCCAGCUGGUGGCACGUAUCCGCUGGGACAAUGGGAAAACAUGCUACCAACUUGGGUGGUUUGUGCGACUCUCUGUGAAGUGAUCACGGCAAAAACCGGAAAUGGUUGUGGCUUCUCACCGUGCCAGAAUGGUCCG